AUGGAUGUAUCUAACAACUCGGAAGAGGCGAGGCUAAACAAACAGAAGGAAGCAGAGAUGCUGCUGGAGAAGGCGAGGAAGGCAGCGGAGGAAGCAGAGAAAGCGCAGCAGAAGGCAGCUUCCUUGAAGGGGUCGGAGUUGGACAAGUUCGCAGAGUUUGCAAGGAAGUAUUCGAAAGAGAAGCAGAUCCAGGAUCUGAAGAACCAGGCAGAGAGCAAGGCAGGAGAAGCUGCAAGGCUUGCGGCUGCUGCAGAAAAGGCUGAGCGAGAGCGAGGAACCACCACGUUGGCGCAGAAGUACGCCGAAAAGUCCCGAGAGGCGAUCUUGGAAGCGGACGACGCAGAGCGAAGGAUCGCAACCUCAGACUUUCAGCAUCACGCAGAAGCUGCGCAUGACUACGCGCUCACCUACGAAGCUGUGAUCGAAUCCCUGAAGGAUGUUCGCCUCGUCCCCGUCACCGGAUCACGAACUGACAUCUCAAGGACCACUGACGCUCUCGACGACCUCAAGACGGCAGGAAAGCUGCAGGUGUGGAACCGGCUGGAUGCUGAGCUGGGAGCGAUGGGCUUUCGAGGAGGCAACAGCCUUCCUCAGCUGUUGAGCGCCAGCAAGACCAAGGAAGGGAGCGUGGACGUCUCCUUUGGAGUCAGCUCCUACAAGGCCCUCCAGGUCAAGAACUCAUUCUCAGGAGCUCUGCUUAUGUUCGGAGGGCUGGGCCUGAUCUUCGCCGGGUACUUGGAGAAGGUCGGAGCUCUUUCCAGCUCCUCCGCACAGACGUUUGCGGACCUGGGAUACGGUGCCCUCCUCCUCAACAUCGCAUCUGGUUUCUUCGGGCAGCAAGUCAACGACUGGCUGGUGCAGAGGUUCUGGCAGUUGAACUACGAUGACUACAAGGAGAGGGCCCUGGUAUCCGAGGCGGCUCAUCUCAUGGUGGCGUACAUGUGUGGCCUCCCAGUGCAGGAGUACCGCAGGGAGUACAUCGGAUAUCCUCUGCGGACAAGGCCGACAGGAAGAGCUCAGGUCUUCUCGUCAAGGAGAGGAGACCCCGAGGUGGUUCCCAGGAACCGUCCGCUCGGCCUGCCCCCCUGGGCGUCCCUGGAGAGUGAGAUCCCGAGCGAUGGGGACAUGAUGUUCGGAGGGCUGAACCCGGAGCCGAUCAGGAACGGGUACACGAGCAAGGAGAUCGAUCAUCUCAGCUUGACGCUGCUUGCGGGGCCGGUGGCGGAGUACAUCAAGUUCGGAGGAAGCAUCAACGGAGCUCUCUGCUUCCAGCAGCUCGACACCUGCAUGCUCAUGAGCUACGACGUGAUGCAGCCGGAGAAGAUGCAGGGGCAGGCGAGGUGGGCGAUCAUCAAGCUGAUGAGUGUUCUGACGAAGAACAAGAACAAGUUGUCGGCAACGGUGGAGGCGCUUCGACGGGAAGAGUCUCUUGUGGAUGUCAUUGCGAUCAUGGAGAGUACACCCAAUUGA
Messenger RNA from Guillardia theta CCMP2712, 1470 nucleotides. RefSeq lists its product as hypothetical. The coding region runs from base 1 to 1470 and encodes 489 amino acids. The record is from RefSeq and is a predicted model, not a curated record. Gene Ontology annotation, molecular function: metalloendopeptidase activity; ATP binding; ATP-dependent peptidase activity. NCBI's taxonomy places the organism in Eukaryota, Cryptophyceae, Pyrenomonadales, Geminigeraceae. The transcript is spliced from 12 exons. Gene Ontology annotation, biological process: proteolysis.